CACGGUAGUUGGUUUCCGCUUCCGUGGGGGAAACGGAGGCGUACUCUUCCAUUUUAUAAAAAUCAAGUUAUCUAUUUCGUUACGUUUCCUGCGGGUCUCGCCUCCUCCCUUUACUUAACCAACCCCCAAUCCCCCACUCUUUCCCCAACCCACGCCCUCCCGUCCCGUCUCCCCGCCGCCUCCUCCUCCUCCGCGUCGCAAACCCUCGCCCAAAUCCGCCGAAUCCCGCGACCCAGGAACCAAGGUAGAUCGAUGGCGAAGAGCUCGUUCAAGCUGGAGCACCCGCUCGAGAGGAGGCAGGCCGAGGCUAACCGCAUAAGGGAGAAGUACUCUGACAGAAUUCCUGUGAUCGUUGAGAAGGCUGGGAAGAGUGAUAUUCCUGACAUUGACAAGAAAAAGUACCUUGUCCCUGCCGACCUUACAGUUGGACAGUUCGUGUACGUUGUCCGGAAGCGGAUCAAGCUCAGUGCUGAGAAGGCGAUCUUCAUCUUUGUGAAGAACACUCUUCCACCGACAGCUGCCCUGAUGUCUGCCAUUUACGAGGAGAACAAGGACGAGGAUGGCUUCCUCUACAUGACCUACAGCGGUGAGAACACCUUCGGAUUGCUCUAGAUGGCGCUGGCUGCCACGGCAAUCGCUCUGAAUGCCUCCUGUAAAUAAGGCGUGCCAAUCAACUGUGUAUAUAUUCCGGUUUGCCUCGUCGUAGGAUCUUUAAAUUGCACAACCAAGAAAAACCUAUUCGUAUCCUGACUUAUCCUAUUUGAAUGUUCUGACUUAUAUAUAUAUAUCAAGUAAUCGACUCUGAAAUUUGGUAAAA
Messenger RNA from Triticum aestivum (bread wheat), 817 nucleotides. Its product is annotated as autophagy-related protein 8C. The coding region runs from base 253 to 612 and encodes 119 amino acids. NCBI's taxonomy places the organism in Eukaryota, Viridiplantae, Streptophyta, Magnoliopsida, Poales, Poaceae. The transcript is spliced from 6 exons. The record is from RefSeq and is a predicted model, not a curated record.